Molecule: messenger RNA, 735 nt
Organism: Fusarium proliferatum ET1
Lineage: Eukaryota; Fungi; Ascomycota; Sordariomycetes; Hypocreales; Nectriaceae
Product: related to cytochrome P450 CYP4/CYP19/CYP26 subfamilies
Exons: 3
Coding region: 1-735 (244 amino acids)
Molecular function (GO): iron ion binding; monooxygenase activity; oxidoreductase activity, acting on paired donors, with incorporation or reduction of molecular oxygen
Source: RefSeq, a predicted model, not a curated record
AUGGCUCUUCGCACAUCGACUUUGGCUAGGGAAGUACCAAGAGAGAAUGAAUCUAAUAACCGGCAUGGCAGUCUACUGAGGCAGCUUGCUAGUUCGGGUGUAUCGAAGGAAAAGAUACGCGCAGAGCUGUUAAGCGUCUUGAUAGCUGCAAGAGACACCACCUCGAAUCUAUUGGGUAAUCUCUUCUUUAUCCUUGCACGAAGACCAGAUAUCUGGACCAAGAUUCGAGAUGAAGUUAAGCAUCUAGACACAAAUGAACCAACAUACGAGCAGCUUCGCCAUCUCACAUAUGCUAAGUACUGCAUCAACGAAUCACUACGCCUCCAUCCUCCUGUCCCUAGCAAUGGCCGUAUGGCAUAUCGGGAUACGAUUCUUCCCCAUGGUGGCGGCCCAAAUGGUGAUCAUCCUAUUCAUGUUCCAAAGGGCUCCAUGGUGAAUUACACUGUCUACGCCAUGCAUCGUCGUAAAGAUCUGUAUGGCCAAGAUGCUGGGGAAUUUCGUCCCGAGAGAUGGGAGUCUCUCAGACCUUCAUGGUUCUUCUUGCCUUUCAAUGGGGGCCCACGCAUUUGUCUUGGUCAACAAUAUGCCAUUACCGAGUCUCUGCUGGUUAUAAUGCGGUUUGCUCAAGAGUUCACAUCAAUUCAAUCGAUGGACCCAAAGCCUUGGACUAAGGAGAUUGCGCUUGGUUGUGGCAAUGCCAAUGGUGUCUAUGUUUCAUUCCAGAAAUUAAAGUAA